ACAGGUUACCAUUAUACCAACCAGCAGCCACCACGCAUCACAGAACACCCGGUAGAUACGACAGUGGCACGCCACGACCCGGUGACAUUAAACUGUCAGGCAACCGGCGAUCCUGAGCCUACAAUAACUUGGUACAAGGAUGGUCAUCUAGUAAGGACCGCGCCGCAGGAUGCUAGGUCGCAUAGGGUCUUAUUACCUGCGGGAAAUUUGUUUUUCCUAAAGGUGGUGCAGAGCAGGAAGGAGUCCGACGGGGGCGUCUACUAUUGCGAAGCUAGUAAUGUUUUGGGGAAAGUCAGAAGUAGAAAUGCAACCCUCACAGUAGCCGUACUAAGGGAAGAUUUUCGCUUGGAACCGCAGACUUCUAGAGUAGCUGCUGGAGAAGACAUCAUUUUAGAAUGUGGUCCUCCACGAGGAACUCCGGAGCCUCAAGUGUUGUGGCGAAAAGAUGGUCAAAUAUUGGAGUAUGAUAAAAGAGUUAGGUUGGUGGAUGGAUUCAAUUUGGCAAUUACCGAAUCCAGACCUUCAGAUGGGGGUAGAUAUCAGUGUGUGGCCAAGAAUGUGGCUGGGAUCAGAGAAUCUUCGGUAGCGAUACUUAAAGUUUACGUAAAACCGUUUCUCAUACGUCCCCCUGAAAACAUAACUGCGCUGGUUGAUACAACCGUGGAGUUUUCCUGCUCGGUUGGAGGAGAUCCUUUGCCGGACGUCAUGUGGCGUCGUAAUGCGUCUGGGGGAACGAUGCCAUUAGGGCGCGUUAGAGUCCUCGAAGACAGAAGUCUUCGCCUUGAAAGAAUAACGGUCCAGGACGAAGGACGUUACACGUGCGAGGCAGAUAAUCCAGCAGGUGCCCUAACAACUUCCGCUUAUCUUACCGUCCUUUCCAUGCCUUACUUCGUCCAAAAACCUCUCGCUCAGACCGCCGAGGUCGGUCAGAAAGUCACGUUCCAUUGCAGUGCGAUAGGUAGUCCGAAACCAUUUAUAUUUUGGUCGUUCGAAGGCGAUCGUGCCUUAGUAUUUCCCGGUAAUCCUACGGAACACUACGAGGCUAUGACUUCGGAUGACGGGAAGUCGGUGUUGAUGUUAAGAAACGCGCAACUUCAAAAUUCCGGUACCGUUGUCGUUUGUUCGGCGAUAAAUCUAGUGGGCUCGGUGUCCGCGAGGACUAGAUUGACAAUAACGUCAAAAGACGAUCGACCUCCGCCUGUUAUAAGUCGAGGGCCAUCUAAUCAGACGUUACCCAUAGACUCUGAGGCGAAUUUUUACUGUGAAGCUACGGGAAAUCCAGAUCCAGUUGUGUCGUGGUACAAAGAUGGAGUUCCCGUAAGACCUACGGAACGAAUAGACAUGUCCAAACCCAAAUUUCUUGUGAUAAAUAGUCUGAAGAAAGAAGAUUCUGGAACUUACACAUGCGUAGCGUCAUCUAGAAGCGGAAAAGCGACUUGGAGCGGUCAUCUUCUCGUCGAUAAUCCGAAGAACCCAAACAUCAACUUCUUCAAAGCCCCAGAACCUGUGACGUUACCAGGUCCACCCAGCAGGCCACACGUGCUCAAUCAAUCCGAAGACAGUGUGACCAUUACAUGGGCUCGAAACAACAAAAUUGGAUCUUCCAGCCUCAUUGGAUUUCAAGUAGAGCUUUUCGGGAGGGAAGAAAAUGUAACGCCCACCUGGACGAUUGUGGGAAGACGAGUCCUGGGCCCGGUCUUCACUCAGCACCUCCUCACUCCAGGAAUACCUUACACGUUUCUUGUACGUGCCGAAAAUGCUCACGGACUUGGUCCGCCAUCCCAGUUAUCUGAACCAGUAGUGGUUGGGUCAGAAUCGGGACUGAACUGGGGAAGUCCAGAAGUGACUGUGCUUAGUGAAGCACGGGCUGUAUUAGUUUCGGGGAAUGUGGUCAAAUUGACUGACGCUAUACCCACAUCCUCGACCACCAUCAAGUUAAUGUGGGAAAUACUGGACGCCGAAUUCGUCGAGGGUUUAUACAUUUACUACGUGUUUUUGAACGAGGAAUUUUUCGAAAAGAGUACGUACAGUAUGCUAACCGUCUUGCAUAGUGGUGGCAGCACUGCGUUCAGCGUGAGCAACUUGGAAAAAUGGGCCAAAUAUCAAUUCUUCAUCAUGCCUUUCUAUAAAAAUAUCGACGGGGCUCCAUCCAAUUCCAAAACAGUACGAACUCUCGAAGAUGUUCCCACAGAACCCCCAUCUCACAUGGAAGCCCUUUUACUUAAUUCUACCGCUGUCCAUUUGAAAUGGAAGAGUCCUCCGGCUAUGUCUAUCAAUGGUCAACUAACUGGUUAUAAAGUCGAACUGAAAUCCAACAAAUCCAAUGGUACUCCUGAUGUAAUUUCGGUUGGAAGUAAACCUUCACUACUAUUAACCAAUCUUACUUCAGGAGUAUCAUAUAAUGUUAGGAUAGCUGCAGUAACAAGGAUAGGUACCGGUCCAUACUCAGUUCCAGCGCUCCUCAGGUUAGAUCCAGCGUCUAGAAUUCCCGAUCACCACUAUCACAGGCCAAUAGGCACGGAGAUGCAAACAGGAGACUUUAUAACCGAAACGUGGUUCAUGGUUCUCCUUAUUAGUAUGGUAGGUGUUAUGGUUCUAUUGUUCGGUGCGAUGUUAUUGGUCAGGCGACGUCAAAUAUUGGCCAAAAAGUCCUUGGCCCCAAGUAGAUCAAACGGGGCGGUUCUUUCGACUCCUUUGGCAGUCAAACAGGAAGUUCCUCUUUGGCUGGACAAAGAUAUCCUUCCUGAAUACUCACUCAACACUCUUCCAAAUUACCAAAAAAAAGAUUUCGAAAGAAACGGCGGCUUUUCUUUACAAAACGGCAACGGCAACAUCAUUUCGAAUCCAAUGGACAGCAACGAUCUGACCAAAAAGGACAACUACGACUGUGAUCCAAACAAGAGUUAUUCGGGUAGCAAGCAGGGAUAUUCGGACAAGUACAGGAUGUAUAAUGGAAAAAUUCUAAAGGACUACAACAACAUGCAGGUCCAGGACUACGCCAGUCCCAACAUUUAUUCUGAGUCGAGGGGGUCGCAGGUGGCGGAUUAUGCGGAAGUCGACGCAAAUAUGGUGGGACACAGGGGUGACUUGAACUCUCCAGCACCUUAUGCAUCCACCACAAUUGUUUCCAAGUCGAGGAAGUUGGGUUGGUCAUUAAAAAUGCGUACACCGAGCCCUGACGAGCCACUUUACCCCGCCCUCAAUGGGGGUUACUACAACCGCAGCGUGUACUCGGACUCGUACUUCCCCGUAACGCAAACUCUUAGAAGAAAUAAAAGAAAAUUGGCUAGUAGCGGCAGCAACAUCCCCCCCGACUUGGUGUCACCUAGUCAGCCAGUGUACGCUCGUGUCGGUCCCCCCACUACCACCGCCACCAAUUGGGGGGAAUAUGGGAGCAGCUCCGUCUCCCCCAAUCUUACCAGCUUUGUUUCUGCAAAACAACAGCACAGCAAUAUGUAUCACGCAUCAACACGCAGUGAACCGGGAAAUAUGUUGUGAACUUUGACAUCAUAGCAGGUUUGAAGAGACAAGGAUUGGUGUAUUGUUUUUAUUUUCCAGCCGUAGGUCGGUAAGUGAUUCAUUUGUUUUUAUUUUUUUUUUCUGUUAUUUAAACCCACAAACGAUAAAACAAAUGAGAAAAACGUUUUAUAAUGGUUUUUGUUUUUAUUAUUGUCAAAAUUUAAAUGUCAUCGAAAAUAUUAACAAGAUUGGGAAAUUGUUUCAUAAAUAAUCCGUAAUGCUCAAAACUACUACGUGAUCAACUGCAUUUAUUUAUAACAAAGUAUGAAAUAAAUUUAAAAUAA
Molecule: messenger RNA, 3803 nt
Organism: Agrilus planipennis (emerald ash borer)
Lineage: Eukaryota; Metazoa; Arthropoda; Insecta; Coleoptera; Buprestidae
Product: roundabout homolog 2-like
Exons: 6
Molecular function (GO): protein binding
Source: RefSeq, a predicted model, not a curated record